CCGGAGCGGGAGCUGGGCGGCCGGCCCUACGGCGGCGUCCUGGACAGUCCCCACGCCCGCCCCGAAGUGGGCAUUCCGGACGGCCCGCCCCUCAAGGACAACCUGAGCCUGAGACACCGGAGGACCGGGGCCCGGCAGAAUGGCGGAAAGGUGCGGCACAAGAGGCAGGCCCUGCAAGACAUGGCGCGGCCCCUCAAGCAGUGGCUUUACAAGCACCGUGACAACCCGUACCCCACCAAGACCGAGAAGAUACUCUUGGCUCUCGGCUCGCAGAUGACGCUGGUGCAGGUGUCAAAUUGGUUUGCUAACGCAAGACGUCGGCUUAAGAACACUGUUCGACAGCCAGAUUUAAGCUGGGCUUUAAGAAUAAAACUAUACAACAAGUAUGUGCAAGGAAAUGCUGAGCGCCUUAGUGUAAGCAGUGACGAUUCGUGUUCCGAAGAUGGAGAAAAUCCUCCAAGAAACCACAUGAAUGAAGGGGGCUAUAAUACUCCAGUUCAUCCUGUGAUUAAAAGUGAGAGCUCGGUAAUAAAAGCUGGAGUGAGGCCAGAGUCGCAGGCCAGUGAGGACUACGUGUCACCCCCAAAAUACAAGAGCAGCUUGUUGAACCGUUACCUUAACGACUCUUUGAGACAUGUCAUGGCCACAAACACUGCCAUGAUGGGAAAAACAAGGCAAAGAAACCAUUCGGGAUCUUUUAGCUCCAACGAAUUUGAGGAAGAAUUGGUGUCUCCAUCGUCAUCAGAAACCGAAGGCAACUUUGUCUAUCGCACAGUGAAAGAAUUAAGCUUCGCCGUUUUGGGUUAUUCCAGACAUUCUUUUCCUGGCAUGCAAAUGACUGUUGAUGUACUCCAGCAGAGAAUAAUAAAACCUUCUAUCACCAGCCCAGCUACUGACAUUUAA
This is a messenger RNA of Galeopterus variegatus (Sunda flying lemur), 903 nucleotides long. RefSeq names its product homeobox protein Mohawk-like. The record is from RefSeq and is a predicted model, not a curated record. Gene Ontology annotation, biological process: muscle organ development; regulation of transcription by RNA polymerase II; cell development. NCBI's taxonomy places the organism in Eukaryota, Metazoa, Chordata, Mammalia, Dermoptera, Cynocephalidae. The annotation marks the transcript as partial. The transcript has 5 exons. Gene Ontology annotation, cellular component: nucleus. Gene Ontology annotation, molecular function: DNA-binding transcription factor activity, RNA polymerase II-specific; RNA polymerase II cis-regulatory region sequence-specific DNA binding.